AUGUCAACAACGUCGGUCACAAGCAAUAAUCUGCAGAAGAUGCGGCUUCAGGGGCGCAGCCUCGUUAGAGGUGCGGCGUCUGGCAAAUUACUUUGGGCUGAUGUCGGCCUUAGUUUCUGGGGUGGUGUUGAUCCCCUCACUGGAAUGAUCGUGGAUCACCACCACCCUCUAAUGGGCGAGUGUAUGGCAGGUCGAAUUCUAGCCAUACCAUCAGGCCGAGGGUCAUGCACGGGCAGUGGGAUCAUCUUGGAGCUCUUGAUGAGAGGGUACGGACCAGCAGCAUUAGUGUUUCAGCACCAGGAGGAGAUCUUGUCCUUGGGCGUCAUUGUUGCGUCGAGAAUGUUCAAUCUCUCGAUCCCAGUCCUCUUGCUGUCUCCAAAUGAUUUCGCAUCGCUGAGGGAAUGGAAGACCGCAUGCGUGAAAAACAACAUUGUCUCCAGAGCCGACCUCACCUCAAGCAUUGAGCCUGAACUUCCGGCGCACGAGAAGAAUCUCCCAACGGUGAGCCUGAGCUCAAAGGAUCAGGAUAUGCUCGUUGGAAAGCACGGCCCGGCAGCGAAAUCAGCGUUUGAGAUUCUACUCAAAUUUGCCGAGCUGCAAGGCGCCUCUCAAUUCAUCGAUGUUUCACAGGCUCAUAUCGACGCUUGCAUAUACACUGGCCCAAGUGGUGUCUUAUUCGUACAAAAGCUACUCGACCUUGGGGCCAAAUUUACUAUUACCACAACCCUCAAUUCAAUCUCCAUCGACCGUCGUCGCUGGCAGGAGAUGGGCAUGGACCCUACAGUCUCCGCAGAGGCUGAAAGGCUUGCUGAUGCGUAUAUGGCGAUGGGAGCUUGUAUGAGCUUCACUUGCGCUCCCUACCUACGAGACAAAAUCCCCGAGAUGGGAGAGAACAUUGGUUGGGCAGAAUCAAACGCUGUGGUGUAUGCAAAUAGCGUACUCGGCGCCAGAACACAGAAGUAUCCUGACUUCCUUGAUGUCUGCAUCGCCUUGACAGGACGUGCACCUCUGUCAGGAUGUCAUGUCGAGGAGAAUCGAAAACCGUCUCUCGUUCUUCAAGUCCCUCAUAUCGCAGAGGCAGACGACCUAUUCUACCCAGUAGCUGGCUACUUGAUCGGUCAACUAUCUGGACCCAACAUCCCUUUGAUUAUCGGUCUGGAGAAUGCACAUCCGAGUGUGUCAGACCUCAAAGCAUUCGGCGCAGCAUUUGCGACCACUGCUUCAGCGGCGAUGUUCCACAUCCGGGGGGUUACACCGGAAGCCUCAAAAGGCUCGAUGGCGUCUUACCAACUUCAACUUCCACAGCCGAUAGUCCUAUCCAAACAAGACCUCCUCAAAACUUACAAGCAAUUGAACACCGCCAAAUCCGGUACAAUCGACCUCAUCUCCCUUGGAAGCCCACACUUCUCACUAUCCGAAUUCUCGACCUUAACUACCCUCAUCUCUGCGCUUUCACCCAACGCCCCUUCGAGAGCCGUCAUACCCGUCACGAUAACUACAUCACGACAGAUCUAUUCACAAGCCAUGCAUGCUGGAUAUAUCAAGAUUCUUGAAGACUUUGCCGCUACUAUCGUCACAGAUACAUGUUGGUGUAUGUUGACAGAACCUGUAGUACCGAUUGGGUCGAAGACCAUCAUGACGAAUUCGGCCAAGUAUGCGCAUUAUGCUCCUGGUUUGGUGAACAGGUCGGUGGUUUUGGGAGGUUUGAAGGAAUGUGUGGACGUUGCGGUAGGUCGGAUUGAUGUGUUGAUGAGAGAAGUUCCUGAGUGGUUGAAACUGUCUGAGGAUGUGUACGGAUGA
This is a messenger RNA of Exophiala mesophila, 1800 nucleotides long. RefSeq lists its product as uncharacterized. The transcript has a single exon. Bases 1 to 1800 code for a protein of 599 amino acids. Lineage: Eukaryota; Fungi; Ascomycota; Eurotiomycetes; Chaetothyriales; Herpotrichiellaceae. The record is from RefSeq and is a predicted model, not a curated record.